This is a messenger RNA of Salvelinus fontinalis (brook trout), 802 nucleotides long. RefSeq names its product lens intrinsic membrane protein 2.5 (gene lim2.5). Gene Ontology annotation, molecular function: structural constituent of eye lens. Lineage: Eukaryota; Metazoa; Chordata; Actinopteri; Salmoniformes; Salmonidae. Gene Ontology annotation, cellular component: plasma membrane. The transcript is spliced from 5 exons. Bases 227 to 748 code for a protein of 173 amino acids. The record is from RefSeq and is a predicted model, not a curated record.
GCUGGUUGUUGUAAAGGAUUUUGCCUCCAUAGACAGAAAAGUGGAGCGGAUAACUUUUUGGAAUUCAGCCUAGGGUGUCCUCUUUGACUUUUUGCUCACUCCAGGCUUGCACUCUCUCUCUUUCUCUCUCAGUCUUUCCCUGCGGAAAGGUUGACACUUAAGAGGGUUUAUUUAUCCUGAAGAACUCAGUGCGUAGAGCCUCGCCACCGUCGCAGUGUCACUCAGGAUGCACAGCUUUAUGGGAGGGGGCCUGUUCUGCGCCAUAGUGGGGAACAUCCUGCUGGUGGUCUCAACUGCGACAGACUACUGGAUGCAGUACCGCCUGUCGGGCAGCUUCGCCCACCAGGGCCUGUGGAGGUAUUGCAUGUCGGGCAAGUGCUACAUGCAGACAGACAGCAUCGCCUACUGGAAUGCCACCCGUGCCUUCAUGAUCCUGUCGGCCAUGUCGUGCUUCGCCGGCAUCAUCGCCGGCAUUCUCUCCUUUGCCCAUUUCUCCGCCUUCGAGAGGUUCAACCGAUCCUUCGCUGCAGGGAUCAUGUUCUUCGUCUCCACUCUAUUUGUUCUGCUUGCAAUGGCCAUCUACACUGGAGUGACGGUGAACUUCCUGGGGAAGCGAUUCGGUGACUGGCGCUUCUCUUGGUCCUACAUACUGGGCUGGGUGGCACUGCUCAUGACCUUCUUUGCAGGAAUAUUUUACAUGUGUGCCUACAGAAUGCAUGAAUGCAGGAGAGUGGUGGGCCCACGCUAAAAGAGAGAGGAAAGCCAGUGAAAAAAAAUCGGGACAUUUUGGCCCCGCAAAUCC